CUAAGGCUCCUCCUUUAAAAAAUAAAUCUUAGUUCUAGUAAUCCAGACAGACACUGACAGGCGCGCGCAUUUUACGCACGGGAUAAUAACAGUGUCUUUUCCAGACAAAGACAAUCAUUAUCCAAAUUUAGACCUCCGGAAAUUAUGUAGUCCUCUGACAUUGUGUUGCUGGAUGUGAGCUUUGGUGUGUGUACGAUCUGAGGAACGGAAAAAAGUCAUCUGUCAGGGUUGGAGUGGCUCCCGAAACGUCACAUCCACUCUUCUAGUGUGGGAAGGAGCUUGUUCAGGGCUGCGGUGCCUUCACUGAUCACUGGACCACAGACCUUCAACACUGCCUGACUGGAUCCUGCAGGAGUGAAACAGUUUCACCAUGACGCUCUGUGGACUUCUUCACUUUUUAGCAACUCUUGCGCUCAUCGGUGGAACACCUUUCCAGUAUAACAUGUUCCAGGGCAGCGCGUACUCUGGCUCCGACACACGCCAGAGGAACAAGAACUGGUGCGCCUACGUUGUGCACAAGAACGUGAGCUGUGCCGUGGUGGGAGGCACGGAGAGCUUCAUGCAGCCGGAGGUGUUGCCGUGUCCCCCGGAGCUGCCAAACUGUGCGCCACAAGUGAUAUAUCAGACACACUUCAGGCCGAUGUAUAAGAUUGCUUACAAGACUGUGACGGAGCUGGCGUGGAGGUGCUGCCCGGGGUACCAGGGCUACGAUUGCAUGGAGGUGAAAGACAUGAAGCAAAUCCAAGUGGAACGUUUGCCUCGCGUUCCUGCUGCCUCUGGACACAUUCCAGUCCAACAAGCUCCUGAAGAGCAGACAGCAGGCCAGAGGAACCAUCCAUGGGACGGGGAGCGGCAUUUCGGAGGUGCGACAGGUCACAGGUCACCACAUGGUCGUGACGGAUAUCAAAAUUCCCAACACCUGGAGGAGGAGGUGCAGCGACUGUCCACGAUGGUCCUCGACAUGCAGGCGAGAAUGACAGACAUGUCCUCUAACCUGAGACUGGAGUUCCAGGAGGAUGCCAGUAAAAUGCUGGUUACUCUGCUGAACAACGUCGGACAGCCCGUCAGUGCGAGGGGCGCGGAGGCCGAAACCGUUCAGGUGCAGGACUUCUCGUUUGAGCUCCCGGCGAUGCCGAUUGAUGAGGUCAUGAACAAGAUCAGCCAGGUCUCAGAUGAUUUAGAGUCCAAGGGCAACACUCUGAAUGACCUGCUGGGUCGCGUGGAACGUCACGAUGGACAAAUCCAUCUGCUAAUAGAGGCCACCCAGAACCAUCUGUCCACACCCCCUCCUCCCCCUCCCCCUCCAGCCUAUGACCUGCGAAGUUACCUGGACGAGAAGAUCAGCGCCUUGAGAGAGGAGUUAAUGGAGGGCAUGGACAUCAAACUGGGAGACCUGAAGAACUCAUGCGAUUAUAAAAUCAUGUCAGUUCAGGAAAAUUGUGAGGUACAGGAAGCCAACUACCUCAGCUUGGUCGAGCUCAUGGAAUCAAAGGAAACGGACCUUCGCAACGAGAUCCAGGACCUUAAGAACAAGCUUGUUGAUCCAGGGAAGGAACAGAUAUGUGACUCUGUUCUUGCCUGUGUGGAGAACCCUGAGAUCCAUUGGAACUCGUCUGAGAAGACUUCUGUAGUGGAGAAGCUGAAGAUUGAGCAAGCAGAGGCCAUCAAAGACCUGAGGGAGACUCUGGAGGACAAGCUGGCCUCCAUGGAAGACAGACUGAACACCCAGUUUGUAGAUACAAGCACCAACUCUCCGUCUGGUGGUCGGCCGGGCACUCAGAGAGACUUUAACUCUUUGAAGGACUCCGUUCGAGCUCUAGAGGUUCGAUUUGAUGUCUUGGAUCGACUCUGCUCGAAGGCUAAUGCAACUGUUCUAGAAAACCUUCAACAGGACUUCCAGAGCUGCAGAACAGCUGUAGAUGCCAUGGAGACUCAUCUAGAAACCCAGGGGCAAUUCCUCAACGACAGCACAGGCAUUGAGAAUAUAAAUAGUGAGUUGAGCAAUCUGAAAGACCGCAUGAACUCGCUUUCAAAUAUUGUCCGCCAGCAGUCUGAGAGUCCCAACGCUUCCUCGGGUCAAGUUAAAACAGGAGCUGAGCAAGAGGCCAAAGACCUUCUGGAGCUCCACAGGACUCAGCAUCAGGAGCUGAGAGACCGACUCGAAGAGCUGCGCGGGGAGGUAAAAGCCGAGGCCGACCACUGCAGGGAGCGAACGGAAGAUGUCGGGAAGGAGAUCAGCAACAUAGACAGCCGCAUCGUCAGCAUGGAGAGUUUAUGCCGCAAGCUGGACCCGGUCGCCAGCAGCCUUCAGAGGAUCAAAGAGGGUCUGAACAAACACGUUACCGCACUGUGGACCUGUGUCAACCAUCUGAACGGCACAGUUGGAGCUCAUGCAAGAAACAUUGGAGAGCUGAGGGGAACCUGUCAGAACCUCCAGAACCUCAUCUCUAAUGGAGACCUGCAGGUGCAGGUGAACAACAAUCCUGGGAAGACGGGUGUUCAGGUUCCUGUGGAGGACGCAGGACUUCCUCAGGGUUCAACCAAGACCCUUCCAGUGCCGAUGGGCCCGGUUGAUUCCCCCCUCCCGCAGCCGCCUGUGUUAGAGACCGGAGAGGCGGGACCCCCCGGCAGGAUGAUCGCGUCCAAGCUGCCCAAGGGGACGGACGGCAGCAUGAAGCCCGUUCAGGGUUUCGCUGGAGCUCCAGCGUCCCCCAACGCCAAGUUUACUGACACACCAAAGUCCAGCACGCCCCUCACCUCAGAUGUGAACCUGCCUCACAGACCAUCACCACACAAACUCGACCAGGCCUCAGGUGAGAAGAUGUCGUUCUCAGCUGGUCUGACUCUGCCGCCGUCCCUGGGAGAGAUGGGAAUCAUUCGGUUCAACAAGGUGCUGGUCAAUGAUGGAGGACACUAUGACGCUCACACAGGUAUCUUCACAGCUCCCACCGACGGACGCUACCUGCUGACGGCUGUGCUCACGGCCCAGCGUGGCGAGAAGGUCGAGGCGGUCCUCUCCGUGUCCGAUCGCAGCGUCCAGAAGUUGGACUCCGCAGGUUUCCUGUCGGGAGCAGCAGCACCGCCGUCACAUGGUCAGUGUAACUGCAGCAGCUCGACGUCGCUGAGUCUGGUUCUGCCUCUGAGCAGAGGAGAUCGAGUCGGACUCGUCCAGACGGCCGGGAAGCUCGCCGCCUCUGCCUCCUCUGAGGUCCUGUCGUCUUUCAGCGCCGUGCUGCUCUACCCCAGCCCAUCCAAACGGUAGCCCCGACACUUUUAAAGACACUCGACAGCAUAUAUAAGGCAGAAGUGGAUGUCAUUUUUAAAAGACACUUUUCUAGAAGUGGAGCACAGUGUUCAGUAUUGAGAAUACACAAUACAGUCUCCAAAUUCUAUGUGAGAUUCUACUAUAAGUACUAAUAUAUAUAGUGUGUUUUUAUUGCAACGUUUUCAUAUUUCCUCAUGUGGAGUUUUGUCUUUGACCUAGAUCUUACAAACAGUAUGUUGCUCUGACAUUUAAUUGUUUAUUGUUUAUCUGAGCAUCCGAGUAUUUAAAUGCACAUACUACCCUGUACGGACACCACCCAGUAUUUCUUUUUGUACUUAUGUUAAUGAACCGUUUGUGCCAAAAUCUGAUUUCAAGUUGAUCUGAUUGGAUCGGCCGAUAGCCGAAAUCAGUUAGUGUUUGUUUUUCUCACAUCCUACAGUUCAUAGCAGUUUUCAUACACUCACACUCCUCUUGUUGGUGCUAAAAUUGUCAAUAAUACUGAAAAUGAGCUUUGACUGUUCUCUGAAAUGUUUUUUAUUAUUAUUAUUAAAGCAUCAUCCAACAUUUGAUUUAACAGUUCAUCACUACAAUACAUUCAGUAAACACACAGUUUAUGUACAGUAGGUUUCUACAGCUUUAACACACUAGAAAAUGACUUUAAAUAAUUCAUGUCUUCAGAGCUCAACUCUCACAUUAACAGACAGAAAGCCGAUCAAACAGCUGAAUGUAUUUAUCAAACACAUCAUCCAGAACGUACUUUGUGCAAACGUUGUUACAUCACGAUGUAACAACAGUCUACAGGAAGAACCUGAAGCAGCAGAACUACAGAAGUGUUGUGUGUUUACUUCACACAGAGUUUAUCACUUUCAUAGAAAGAAUUACAUUUCUCUGUCAGUCGUCACUGAGCAGAAUAAAAACAAAAACAGACUUAACGUUAAUAUACUGCAGUUGUCACGAUGACAGAAGUCUGGCGGAAACAUCAGCAAUGAUGAUUCAAAAGUCAUCAAAAAUAGUUUCAACUGUUUGUCCAACUACAUUUUUCUUUUGGAAAAAUACUUAUUACCAAGUAUGAGCAUCAUCUGCAGCUCUAAAAGUCCUUUUUUUAAUCAACUAUAAG
This is a messenger RNA of Acanthopagrus latus (yellowfin seabream), 4382 nucleotides long. It is a transcript of the gene emilin2b, whose product is annotated as elastin microfibril interfacer 2b. The transcript has 9 exons. Bases 371 to 3262 code for a protein of 963 amino acids. Gene Ontology annotation, molecular function: protein binding. The record is from RefSeq and is a predicted model, not a curated record. Lineage: Eukaryota; Metazoa; Chordata; Actinopteri; Spariformes; Sparidae.